Sorex araneus (European shrew) is the source of this 267-nucleotide messenger RNA. It is a transcript of the gene CXH2orf15, whose product is annotated as chromosome X C2orf15 homolog. The record is from RefSeq and is a predicted model, not a curated record. NCBI's taxonomy places the organism in Eukaryota, Metazoa, Chordata, Mammalia, Eulipotyphla, Soricidae.
AUGGGGUUUUCUCUUAGUAAAUCAUCUACUCAAAUAUCACCUAUGCAUAUCGAUUCAAAAGUGGAAGAUCACAUAAUGCAAAGGUCUGAGAAAUGUAAGUUGGAACUAGCAAACCGCUUAUUUCAAAAUGCAAGAUUAGAAGACCCAAAUCAACAACACUUUACAAGAAGUGAAGAUAUUGGUAUGGUAGUUCAUCCAGAGAAAGCCUUGGGCUCAGUAAUAUAUGUUAAAGAAAUUGGUGGAAUAAAAAUGACGGAUGUCAAAUGA